UCUCAGGUGACAAAGCAACAGGACCCAUUAGAAAAUGUUUCGCUCAAAGAUUCGCAUUCAUACAUGUCAAGUGAUACUGCUCACGUCGCUGGUAUGGUUCCUGGUCGACGUGAUGGUGUUGAUGCUCUAUUCGGACUGCAUCGGAGGGUCCGGAUGGGGAUGUACCGAGAGCAGUAAACAGCAGACACUGACCGAGGAGAACCUGCCGCACGCGAAGGGUUUGGCGAAAGAGGAACAACAGAUCCAAUCGAGCUUCGAUCACAGCAUGAAGAGAUACAGGCAAUCCGAGCUACAUCUUUGGCGUCCGGCUAAGGUCAUACGUGAGAGCAAGGGUAAGCCCGGCGAGAUGGGCGCAGCUGUGCACAUCUCGCCGGAGGACGAGGCAAGGCAACAGGAGCUGUUCAAGUUAAAUCAGUUCAAUCUGAUGGCCAGCGACAUGAUCUCGUUGAAUCGAUCGCUCAGGGACAUCAGGCUGGAGGGUUGCAAAACUAAGAAGCACCCCAAGUACCUUCCGGACACCAGCAUCGUGAUAGUGUUCCACAACGAGGCCUGGAGCACGUUGCUGAGGACCGUUUGGUCGGUCAUCAAUCGAUCCCCCAGAACUUUGCUCAAGGAGAUCAUUCUGGUGGACGACAAGAGCGAGCAAGAUCACUUGAAGCAAGAUUUGGAGGACUAUGUAAAAACGCUACCAGUACCAACGUACGUGUAUCGCACCGAGAAGAGAUCAGGCCUAAUAAGAGCUAGACUGCUUGGGGCGAAACACGUGAAGGGUCAAGUUAUAACGUUCCUCGAUGCACACUGCGAAUGUACCGAGGGUUGGCUGGAACCUUUGCUCUCCAGAAUUGCCGAGAAUAGGUCCACGGUUGUUUGCCCCAUCAUAGAUGUAAUUAGCGACGAUACGUUUGAGUAUAUUCCUGCCAGCGAUAUGACGUGGGGUGGUUUCAAUUGGAAAUUGAACUUCAGAUGGUAUAGAGUGGCACAAAGGGAAAUGGACAGAAGAUUAGGAGACAGAACGGCUCCUCUGCGAACGCCAACCAUGGCUGGUGGAUUAUUUUCUAUUGACAAGGAUUAUUUUUAUGAAUUGGGUGCUUACGACGAAGGGAUGGACAUUUGGGGCGGUGAAAAUCUUGAAAUGAGUUUCCGGGUAUGGCAAUGUGGUGGGACGUUAGAAAUCAGUCCGUGUUCACAUGUUGGACAUGUAUUCCGAGACAAGAGUCCAUAUACAUUCCCUGGUGGUGUCAGCAAAGUAGUUCUACACAAUGCGGCCAGGGUGGCCGAGGUCUGGAUGGAUGAGUGGAGAGAUUUUUACUAUGCCAUGAACCCAGGUGCUCGUAAUGUAGCCGUCGGUGAUGUAUCUGAAAGGAUUAAGCUAAGGGAACGUCUGAAAUGCAAAAGUUUCAGAUGGUAUCUGGAGAAUAUUUAUCCUGAGUCUCCAAUGCCGUUAGAUUAUUAUUAUUUGGGUGAUGUACAAAAUGUUGACACACAAACCUGUUUGGACACUAUGGGUAGAAGAACAGGUGAAAAUGUUGGAAUUAGCUAUUGUCACGGAUUAGGUGGCAAUCAAGUGUUUGCUUAUACUAAACGACAGCAAAUUAUGUCUGAUGAUAUGUGCCUUGAUGCAGCUGGUCCCCAAGGUCCUGUCAAAAUAGUAAGAUGCCACGGUAUGGGAGGAAAUCAGGCAUGGGUUUAUAACGAAGAGACGAAGAUGAUUAAACAUACGAAUACAGGGCAUUGUUUAUCGAAACCUCGUUCAAACGAUGCAAUGCAACCUGUCUUAGCACCAUGUAAUCCUGAUAACCGAGGUCAGAAAUGGAUAAUGCGUAGUAAAUUUAAAUGGCAAGCCAGCUAAUACGAGCUGUUUUUAAAUGCAACACCAUUAUGCAAUACUUGUUGAUAUAUUUACUGCUACAUUGAAGAACUGAUAGUCAAAAAAAUUUCUGUACAUGCAACAUCAAGAAGAUAGUAUUAUACUUGAUAAACAUAGUCCUGUAUCGUCGAUCCGCUAAACCAUCAAUGGAGUUGAUGAUGUGGAAGAUAAAUUAAUCUAUACCUUAAACACGAGAGAUUGAAGUUAAUGCGUUUAGUUAAAUAGGAUUUAUUUACUGUUGCUAGCAGUAUCAUGUAUUUACUGCCAUUUCUCAUGGUAUGCCUUGAUUGAUAAUGCACAAGUGUUAAGAAACAGAAAAGAAAAAAUAAUACAAAACUAUUUCCAGCUGUGUGUGAAGAUGUAUACAAGUGAUAUGAAGUGAAGAAUUUUUUUUUUUUAGCAAACAGUAGAGAGAAAAGCAUAUCAGACCACUGUUAUAAAUAAAUAAUUGUUAAUA
This is a messenger RNA of Osmia lignaria (orchard mason bee), 2324 nucleotides long. It is a transcript of the gene Pgant5, whose product is annotated as polypeptide N-acetylgalactosaminyltransferase 5. Gene Ontology annotation, cellular component: Golgi apparatus. Gene Ontology annotation, molecular function: polypeptide N-acetylgalactosaminyltransferase activity. NCBI's taxonomy places the organism in Eukaryota, Metazoa, Arthropoda, Insecta, Hymenoptera, Megachilidae. The record is from RefSeq and is a predicted model, not a curated record. Gene Ontology annotation, biological process: protein O-linked glycosylation.